AUUCAAAUGGCUGAGAAAUCUAGCUAUCAUGGGAUUUACAUUUGCAGGAGGAAAGUUACCGAGAGGGAUCACUAAACUUGUUCACCUUAGAUGUUUGCGUUUACAACAAUGUGAACUUGCUAAGGUACCGUCAUCCAUGAGGAAUUUGGUAUACUUGGAUACCCUUGAUUUAACAGGUUCGGCGAAUGUUGAAGUUCCAAAUGUUUUUAAGGAGAUGUUGCGAUUAAAACACUUGCUUCUUCCUAUGUAUACAAAUGAAAACAUUAGAAAUUAUCGACUAAGAUUGGAUGAGGGAGUAUAUGAGUUGGAGACUCUACUAUGGCUUGAUAGUAGAUGCCAUGAACUUAAAUGUAUGGACAGAAUGAAGAAUCUCUGAUUGUUUAUAGCUAUAAUACAUGAUAAUGAAAGCUUGUCAGCUAUCAUGAAUGGCAUUAUGAACUGGAACAAGAUGCAGAUUUGUCGUGUUUAUAUUGAAGGAAGUUGUGACUUAACAAGUGAGGGAAUGCUGGAGAAAGCUUUGACAUGUCCCAAUCUUUAUGAUUUGAGGAUUUUAUCUGAGUCAGUGAAGGCUCUAGCAAAGUGCGAGGGUGAUUUGUUGAGCUCGAAACUUAAGCGCUUGAAUCUGCUUGGUUGUGAGAUUGAGGAUGACCCAAUGGGGAUACUGGGAAAGCUUCCUUGCUUGGUAACACUGCAAUUCAAGGAGGACUCAUUUGUUGGGGAGGAGAUGACAUGUCCAACAAACAGUUUUCUUCUCCUCAAGAAGCUAGUAUUAAGAGGUUUGCCAAAGUUGAGGGAGUGGAGAGUGGAGUCAGGAGCCAUGCCCCUUCUCUCUAAAUUAACAAUCGGAGAGUGUUCUUGUCUAGAGAUGGUUCCAGAGGGAUUGAGUGGCAUUUCUACCCUUCAGACUCUCGUAAUUAAACAUAUGCCGGAAUUGAGCGAAAGGGUAUCACCUUCAGGACAGGAUUUCCACAAAGUCCGCCAUGUCCAUUCAAUUAUCAUCAAAGACUAGUCUUCACCCAGGUAUCUCAUUUCUCACGUUGAUGUGUUUUCAAUAAAUUUGCAAGCAUUUGAUGGUUGGUUUUAUAUGCCAUGAAACUCUUUGGCAUAAUAAUGUC
This is a messenger RNA of Salvia hispanica, 1115 nucleotides long. NCBI's taxonomy places the organism in Eukaryota, Viridiplantae, Streptophyta, Magnoliopsida, Lamiales, Lamiaceae. The record is from RefSeq and is a predicted model, not a curated record.